CUGCAGUGUAUAGAUUCGCUUUAGUUUACGCCAAACUAUUGCUGCUGAGUGUCACUCAAUACGUUGGAGAUUUAGACAUUUUCAGACGACAGGGUUUCGUUAAAACAAACAUGUAAAGUUGGUAAAUUAAGGAAAUACGGAAGUUUAAAAGUUCCCGAAAAUAACUAAGAAAAAGAGCUUUAUCGAAGCGAAGAUGCGAGGGUGUGAACACUACAUAUUUGCUGCACACGGAGGACUCGUGUAGUGUUCCACACGAACCACAAUAAACAAAUGUUAGUCAUCAAUAAAGGACAAUCUCUAUGUGACAUUAUGGUCGUGGUUGCAGUCUUUCUGCUUCUGACAUAAACUAUAAUGGUAAUUAUAGGGGUGCACGUGCAGCACACAUUCAUCCACUAAAGAAACGUUCAAGAGAAAGUUGAGUCUUCGCCAAAAGACACUUUAAUACGUUUUCAAACGUAUGAUGUUUGUUGGUAUAGUUCUUUAAAAUAUACCAAAUGAUAUAUAUUUUAAACCGAAAGUUGUGUUAACAGUUUAUUUUUAAGUUUUAAAAAAGCGCAAAUGCUUGAAGAAACAAUGGCAUGUCUUGGUUGCGGGUAUAACAACGGACCAGACUUUUAUAACUCAGCGGAAGAGGAGAAAAUCGCGCGCACGCGCAAUAAGCAGAUAUGCAAAGCGCUGAAAGAAUACAGGCGUCAGGACCUCAGAAAGCUCAAACUUCUACUUCUUGGAACCGGGGAGUCCGGGAAGAGCACGAUCACCAAACAGAUGCGGAUCAUUCACAUCAACGGCUUCGAGACGAGGGAGCGGAUAGAGAAGAUUCUGGACAUCCGGCGUAAUAUCAAAGAGUCCAUGGUAGUAAUACUGUGCGCCAUGCACGAGCUGGGGAUCCCGCUCGAGCAUGCGCAGAACUCGCAUAGGAUGGAGAGGCUACUGCAGGCUGCUGACACCCAGGAUCCCGCCUCUAUUACAGACGAUCUCCUUGAGGAUAUUGAGACCCUGUGGCGGGACUCCGGAGUCCAAGAGUGCUUCUCCAGAUCAUACGAGUACCAACUUAUAGAUUCCGCAAAAUAUUUCCUAGACAAGCUGCACGAGAUUCGCCAGCCCGACUACAUCCCGUCGGACCAGGACAUCCUUCGCUGUCGCGUGCUUACCACGGGCAUACAGUUCAUCGAGUUUGACGUGCACGACGCUGGACAUCCGGUCUCAUUUUGUGUUUAUGACGUGGGCGGCCAGAGAGGAGUUCGCCGGAAGUGGAUACAGAUUUUCGACAGUGUAGCCGCCAUCUUGUUUCUUGCUGACGUCAGCAGCUAUGAUCAGACGCUUAGAGAAGACAACGAGAAAAACAGAUUCCUCGAGGCGCUAGAAAUCUUUGAGCAAGUUUGGAAGAACAGAUUCCUGCGCAGCGUCUCCAUCCUGCUCUUCAUGAACAAGAUCGACAUCUUGGCGGAGAAGGUACAGAGGGGACGCUGUAUCAGCGCGCUUACCGACAGGCAUCCGGACAUCUUCCCGAACUUCGAGACUUUCACGCCAUCCAGUGCAGAAAAAUGCGAGUUCACUGGUAGCUACCAAAGGGCGGAAGGGGACGGCCGGAAGCGGCGCAUGUCCCGGGGCUCAAAGUCGUCCGAGACCAACUCCGAUCUUGUCAAAACCGCCGUCUACAUCAAACACAUAUUCAUGAAAAUUGUGAAGGGCGAGCUAGAGUUGACACCCACUGCGGAAAAGCUCAGUAAGGACUGGCACCAGACCCACGUAUGUGAGUACUUCUACACAUGCGCAGUGGACACCAACAACGUGCAGCACGUGCUCGACGGCUGUCGGACGCUGAUCAUCCGCAAACACCUCGAGAGAUUCGGGAUAAUCUAGCCCACCUUUAUAUGCGCGGUUUAGAAAAAUGUUCAUUCAUAUCGGCGGCUCAGAGAGUUGUUGAAUACAAACGCUAUGACUGCGGGUCAGCGUAAAAAGAGUACAGCGAAUAAUCAGAUCAGAGGUAUUCCAAGCAAUAGGACUCGCCUCGUUUCGGUGAUUAACCAGUUGGACAUUUGUUUUAAAGGAUUGUGCUGUCCAACUAUGGGUUUAUUGUUGGUUGGUAAUUAAUUGCACAGGUCUGCAUCCGGUAUUAACUGCAAAUUUAUGGAAAACCGGUCUUGUAAAAACAGAACGUGUCUGCUGGCUGAAUGCUUGCUUUUUCGUCAGUGGCUUGCACGUGAUUAUAAAGUUAGGACUGAGACAUGCUAUGACAUGAACGCGAGACGACAAAGUAUAUUAAGAAAUAUUUCAUGAUGAUUUAAUACAUACAGCAGUAUUUUGGUGUGUUGAUAAAUACAAAAUACAAUAAACAUGCUUGCAAUUAUUACAGCGUGAAAAAAAGUUUGUUAGCAGAUUGAUGUCAGUUGAUGGGUUUGAACGUUGAAGUAUAUAGGUACCAGUACCCCAUCGUUAGCUUCGUCGGUUGCCAAUUGGGACAAGUUGACACAUCAGGAACGUGCGUAAUUUAUUUAUAACCAGAAAGUCAGAAUGGACAAACGUGGGUGCUUGUGAACGGAGAAUACUCCAUUCGGGUUCAAUACAAUUACAAUAAAUCAUAAAUACAUAUUAUUUACAUUUUUUUUUUGUCUUUUGGAUCACGAUGAAGUAUUCAUAGAAACGCGUCACGACGUGCAUCAGCUGUAGUAUGUACAUGGGUAUUAUGUGUCUUGUGUCUGCACGAUAUACGCAUGCGGCAUGGUUGAUCAUGAGAGUUACAUAUUCAGUGAAUAGUCCGAUGAAUAGUAAUUGUCAUACAACUACAUGAAGUUAGUUUUUACCCUUUGUAUAGAAACGCAAAAGCGUUGUGAAUGAUGUAAGGGUCGACUGGCAAAACAAACUUGAAUAGACCAAACGUUGUAAAGGGAUUGACAAGAAUAAAGUAGCAAAGUUUAUGUUUGCUAACCAUAGUGUGAGUGGUGUGCGAUCUUACAACAGAAAUAGUGACACAAUUAAAGCAGUACAAUAGCUAGCAUGUAUGUUGCGUUACAGUGGCAAAAAGUACAAUUGUAUAGAACAAUUAUUGAACAAGUAUAAGGGUUAUUCAAGAAGACUUUUUUGUAUGUGUUUUAAUUGACUCGACACAAAUAGUCCUUCCUCUAUUUGCAGAUUUUCCUUUAUUUAGUUUCACUGUCAACCAACUAAUUCUGACCUUUCUGGUAAUGUCUGCUUGUUUUAAAAAUCAUCGAAAUGAAAUAUCGCGGAUACGAGCUUUACAUAGAACUGUACACAACAUACAGCCGUGUCGCGAAUAUAAUUGUUUUGUUUAUUGCAUCUUUGUCACACAUUUACAUAUAUGUAUGUAUGCAUAUAUUGUUAGUAUUAUUUGUUUCUGAAAAAAACCCUGUUAUAUAUACAUUUUGAAUGCUCCAAAUAGUUUUAUUGCAGUUUAAAAGAAUACGUUUGAUUGGUAACUAGUUUUAUUUCUCUGUAAAGGGAGACACAGUUUUUUUACAAGUACUAGCGCCGUUAACCCAAAGUGUGCAAGUGUUCGUGACAUUAAUGCAUCCUUUUACUAAAAAAAUAAUAAUCGAUAUAUCAACAAAAUGAAAAAUAUCGUUAUACUUACGUGGCUACAAACAAAACGAAUCAUGUUCCGAAUACUUAACUUGUAGCAAAAGCCUAGCAAAAGCGUAACUUGAAAUAUCACCUAGCAUAAACAUCCAAAAAAGAAAUUGACAUUUUAUUAUCAAAUACAUUUUAAACAACUAAUGCAGCAACUUGUGUCUUCUUACGUAGUAAACUGAAGUAUUGUAUAAAUGACUUCCAUCAGGAGGCUGAUGGUAAUAUUCGUCUCAUUACUCAGAGCUUAAGGUCACAUUAAGAGAUCAAAACUAAAAUGUGGCUGCAAAACGGUGACCCAAUUGGAAUAUGGGGCAUCAUUGCCCUAGGCAUACAUGUUUUAUUUUCACUUAGAUUUAGAAUCUUUGUCUUGUACAAGCAUAACUAUUUUGUAGUAAAAUGUUUUUACCUUAAAAGAGUAUGUAAAUCUUGCUAGAGCUCGAAAAUGCUUUACGCUGUAACAAAGUCAAUCAACACUACGUUUCAAUUAACAUAAAUUGACAUUCCAAUAGCUUUUACGAAACACAAUGUACUGAAUGCAGGUAAUGUUUUAUGUUUUUACCAUAUGUAAAAUAAACAAUUUCAAAUUUU
Dreissena polymorpha is the source of this 4176-nucleotide messenger RNA. RefSeq names its product guanine nucleotide-binding protein G(s) subunit alpha-like. The transcript has 10 exons. Gene Ontology annotation, molecular function: GTP binding; G-protein beta/gamma-subunit complex binding; GTPase activity. Bases 559 to 1863 code for a protein of 434 amino acids. NCBI's taxonomy places the organism in Eukaryota, Metazoa, Mollusca, Bivalvia, Myida, Dreissenidae. Gene Ontology annotation, cellular component: heterotrimeric G-protein complex. The record is from RefSeq and is a predicted model, not a curated record. Gene Ontology annotation, biological process: adenylate cyclase-modulating G protein-coupled receptor signaling pathway.